Molecule: messenger RNA, 703 nt
Organism: Solanum lycopersicum (tomato)
Lineage: Eukaryota; Viridiplantae; Streptophyta; Magnoliopsida; Solanales; Solanaceae
Product: large ribosomal subunit protein uL29c
Biological process (GO): translation
Cellular component (GO): ribosome; chloroplast
Molecular function (GO): structural constituent of ribosome
Source: RefSeq, a predicted model, not a curated record
AAAGAGCCCUUAUCUGUAGCAGCAGAAGAAGAGAAAGGAUGAUGAGUCUCUCCAUUGCCUCACCUUCAGGUGUUACCUUCACUUCCAAGAUGAACCUCUCUAAAUCCUCCUUCCAUGGCAUUCAGAUUCCUAAAAUCAUGCAGGCGCGUGCAGUAAACGCGCCGCCUCACUCUUGUUCGUCUUUGGUGGUGAAAAUGGCGAAGAGGGAAGAGGAAUUGAAGGAAAUCAGAACUAAGACUACUGAAGAGCUUCAGGAAGAGAUUGUGGACCUUAAAGGUGAGCUAUUUAUGCUUCGUCUUCAAAGGUCAGCUCGAAAUGAGUUCAAGUCCAGCGAGUUUCUGCGAAUGCGCAAAAGGAUUGCAAGGAUGCUUACAGUUAAACGGGAGAGAGAGGUUGAAGAAGGGAUUAACAAGAGGAUAUCCAGGAAGCUCGACCGGAAAUGGAAGAAAAGCAUUGUCCCUAGACCACCACCCUCUUUGAAGAAGCUACGAGAGGAGGAGGCAGCAGAAGAAGCUAAGGAAUCUGCCUCCUGAUUACAGACAAUUAAACUAGCAGGCAAAUGUUGUAUUUCUUUUCUGGCCUCUCCUCUCAUUUGUUUCUUCCUCAUACGUAUAGUUUAUAACUGCUCCUGAAUUUUUGUAUUGAAUCAACUUAAUUUGCAAGUGACCAUUCUUAACUAUGUUCCCAGUCAUUGAGGAUUGUG